Molecule: messenger RNA, 860 nt
Organism: Galleria mellonella (greater wax moth)
Lineage: Eukaryota; Metazoa; Arthropoda; Insecta; Lepidoptera; Pyralidae
Exons: 6
Coding region: 98-856 (252 amino acids)
Source: RefSeq, a predicted model, not a curated record
UAACGUAGGUUAACGAAAUACAGUCAUUUGUAUGGUGUCCCUGGAGACAGAAACAUUUGAGGAAGUAGGUUGAGUAAAUAGUUUGGAUUUAGAUGAAAUGAAAAUGAAAACGACUUUGGUGUUGUUGUUGUUGUGUUGUGUGAAAGAAUAUUGUUUUGGAACAAAUUUGAAUAGUAGAAAUGAUUUGAGAAGGAACAGAGCGGACAGUGGAAUGGAUGUGUCAGAUUUUUCUAUUUAUUAUGAUAUAAACACAAAUAAGAUUAUAAAGAAAAUGAUGCCCCGUCCAUGGUAUAGUCCUGGAUGGUCAUUGCGUUUGCCGUUCACCGGUGGCAAGUGUAAUUGUGACGAUUUUAGAUGUGAAUGUUGUACUGGUAUUCGAAUUGAAUCGCUGAGUUUCGACAGAAGAACAUGUGCGGUAUUGACUUUUGAACCCACGGAAUCUACUUUAGACUUGGAAGUGAAAAUGAAUAAUGACAGUGUAUAUAGAAAUACGUUUUCUGCCAGAAAUCCUCCGCCGUUUUGCGUUCCAAUCCCAGUGCCCUAUCUACCUCCAGGGUUGAUGGAUAUGUGUAUAAGGCUAUUCGAUAUUAACAUUGUUGAGCAGAAGUUGCAUGUUUGUAUGGACAUGGAUACCAGAAUCGACAAGGCUCCUAUAUUGAUUCUACAUUUUGAUUGCAUGGAUAUGGGAUUGAAUGGAAUUGGUUUAUCUAAACCUGGAAGUAAUGGCUUAAACCAAUCGUCAAAUGAUACUUCUGGCACGGAACAAAGUCAACUGGACAGCGACGUUUAUGAUCCUGUAACAGAAGACACACCGACUACAACAAAGUUGUUUCAAAACAGUAUUAAAUAUAUUUAAUUGA